UGAAUUCAAUUUUGUCUUUGUUGAGUUUGAGGUACCUAUAGAGCGUGGCAAUUUUCAGUAGCUGAUUGCUGGAAUCUGGAGGUACAAAUGCUAAAUAGAGUGGGAAACAGCAUCUCAGUGGGAGAAACCUGACGGAUUUCAAGGAAACUUAAAAAAGAUGAAGGCCAUUUGGGUAGAAGGUUUAAGUGAAGAUGGUUAUAACUAUUAUUAUAAUACAGAAACAGGAGAGUCCAAAUGGGAAAAACCAGAUGAUUUCAUUCCACACACUGGCAGUUUGCUUUCUAGUAAGGCUAAUGAAAAGUCACUUGGUACCGUAGAAGAAUCUGAGUCAUCACAUAGUGAAUCUGAUGGAGAACAAGAAGCAAAAGGAGAAGUCUCUACAGAAACAAAACAGCCAAAAAUAAAUUUUAAGAUAUCUCAAGGAAAAAGUAAAAAUAGCAAUGAAAGAACUGUCCCAAAAAUACAGAAAGAAAAAAGUGUCCAAAAACAGACUUCAUCAGGCCUAAAUGAAGAAAAAUCCAAAACUUUGAAAAAAUCAAACCCAUAUGGAGAAUGGCAAGAAAUUAAGCAAGAAGUUGAGAAUGACGAGGAGGUAGAUUUGGAACUUCCAAGCACUGGAAAUGAGUCUGUAUCACCUUCUGAGGCUGAUGCUGUGGAACCCAAAAUGGUAUUUAAGGAAAAAACAGUCACUUCGCUCGGAGUUGUGGCAGAUGGAGUGGCGCCAAUCUUCAAAAAGAGAAAAAUGGAAAAUGGAAAAUCUAGAAAUUUAAGGCAACGAGGUGAUGAUCAGUAAUGCAAAAGAUCUUUUUAUACAUGCAUUUUGGCCAUCAUGGAGACUUACACCACCUAAAGCUUCUCUUCAUUUGUUUUGACUACUUUGAUGAUGAAAAUUUAGAUUUAUUCUAUUUCAUGUAAAUUAAAAUAAAUCUUUUUCAUGUGGAAUUUAUUUUUAUUCCUAAAAUGGAAGCCUACCACAUUGCAUUGUAAUACAGUGUAUUAUGUUCAUUGUCUAAAAAUUGCUAAUUAUGUCAUAAUUUAAGAUGCUAUGUGACUGUUAUUUAAAAUGUGGAGGGGGCCAGGGAUUUAGCUCAGUGAUGUCGCUGCCUGCCUUGCAAGCACAAGGACCCAAAU
This is a messenger RNA of Fukomys damarensis (Damara mole-rat), 1131 nucleotides long. RefSeq names its product WW domain-binding protein 4-like. NCBI's taxonomy places the organism in Eukaryota, Metazoa, Chordata, Mammalia, Rodentia, Bathyergidae. The record is from RefSeq and is a predicted model, not a curated record. Gene Ontology annotation, molecular function: RNA binding; protein binding. Gene Ontology annotation, biological process: mRNA splicing, via spliceosome. Gene Ontology annotation, cellular component: precatalytic spliceosome. The coding region runs from base 158 to 793 and encodes 211 amino acids. The transcript is spliced from 6 exons.